CAACAUAAUAAUCUUUUAAUUGUCAUCAUGUUAUUUAGUAGCCUCCCUAUUAUUUAGAGGCUUGGAUGUUGACUCCAUGCCAGCUGGUGGCGGCAAAGCAGCUUUAUUAUGAUUCUUUACGUCAUCAGUAAGCGCCGGGAUUAGACCCAUGUUUGGACGAGACGCACGGCGCUGUCCUGGACAUGUCUGUUUCUGAAGUGAAGUUUGUAAAGUGAAUAUUUACGGCAGUGCAGGCUCACACAGAGCAGAACGCUGCUUCAGGUGAGCGGGCGGGACCUGCAGUCGUCAGAAACAAAUCUUGCUGAGAGCUCUUAUUCAGACCCGUUUUCUGGUAAACUACAAACAGCGAUCAGACAUCUCCCCAAUGUGCCAGGUGGAGGAAGACUACCACGAGCAGCUGGAGCGCGCGGAGGUGCCCGGUGUUUCCAAGAAAUGUGUCAAAUGCAAAGAGGCGACUGCAGCCGUGGUCAUCAGAGCAGGAGAUGCAUACUGCAGGGGCUGUUUCAAGGAAUACUUCAUUCAUAAGUUCCGAGCCAUGCUGGGCAAAAACAGGAUAAUUUUCCCUGGAGAGAAGGUGCUGCUGGCUGUAUCUGGAGGUCCUUCUUCGUGCUCAAUGCUCAGUCAAGUCCAAGAGGGUUUGAGUCAGAAUGCUCACAAGAAGUUGAGAUUCGUACCUGGCAUUGUCUACAUUGAUGAGGGUGGUGCUGUAGGUCAGUCUGUGGAGGAGAGACGGAGGGUGGUGGCUGAGCUGCAGGCUGUGCUCAAAGCUACUGGCUUCCCCUUCCACAUCGUGCCUCUGGAACAGGUUCUGGAUCUUCCCAGUUCAGUUGUGGUGGCGGCCCCAUCACCUUCAGCGCGACCAGCCAGCGCCUACAAAGCAGCUGUGGAUCACUUCAUUCAGAUCGACAGCAGCAGCAGUGUGACCCCGCAGGAGAAGGAGGAAACGCCACUGCCUGACGUUCAGGAGUCCCACACACACUUACUGCAGCAGCUGAUUGGCUCUGCUAAGACACUGACGGCCAGAGAAGACCUGCUGAACACGUUAAGGCAGCAUCUGCUGGUGCACACUGCUCGUACUGAAGGCUACAGUAAACUGAUGCUGGGAGACAACUGCACCAGACUGGCUGUUAAACUGCUCACCAGCAUAUCACUGGGCAGAGGCGCACAGCUGGCUCAGGACACGGGGUUCUCAGACUCCAGGUAUGGUGACAUAAUACUAGUGAGGCCAAUGAGGGACUACUCGGCUAAAGAAAUAGCUUUCUACAACCGGAUGUUCAGCGUUCCGUCUGUUUUCAUACCAAGCCUGGACACCAAGACAACAGACAAGGCCAGUAUCCAGCGUCUGACGGAGAGCUUUGUCACUAAACUGCAGGCAGACUUCCCCUCGACCGUCAGCACCAUCUACAGGACCAGUGAGAAGCUGCAGACAGCAUGUAAGAGCUCCACCACAGCCGACCACUUUGACAGAUGUCUGCUCUGCAUGUGCGCCCUGGAUACUGCUGUUGAGAAUGCAUCAGCCUUCAAGGCCACACUGAUCUCAGAGCAGCUUUCCCAGACUAAAUCUCCAGGAGCUACCAGUGCUGACGUCCCAGGACAAAACCCAGCUCCAGUGGAGUCAGAAUCCACUGCUCCCACUGGGCAGUGCUGUCCCUCUGGUGGAGGAGAGGAUUGUGGGACAGCAGCAGGGGGUAAAGGCUGCUGUUCUUCUGCCAAGGGACCAGAGACGGCUGAUCUGAAGAGCCUGCUGUGUUACAGCUGUCAGCUGACCAUCAAAGACAUGUCGUCAUUGGAACGUCUCCCGCAGUACAUCCUCUCAGAGGCUCAGAGGAGGCAGAGGAGGUCUCAGAUGAGAGAGGAGAUCGGCGAGUUCCUGCUGGAUGAUGGUGAUGAAGGAGAUUAGAGGGAGGAGGCAAAGCUGAUGAAACAGAAGUGAAGCUGAAUGUUCACUCAGAAAGAAUUUACUUGGCCAUUUUUACUUGUUUCAUCCUGCAGGGAGUGGAGACAUUUCAUAUAAAUGCUUAAGAAAUAUAUUAACAUGUAUAGAAUUUCUUCAAUUCUACUUCCUGUUAUUCUGUGUGGGGUCACAGGGGCUAGAGCCUAUCCCUGCCUGCAGGGAGUGAGAUGUGGUAGGUGCCAGCCUGAAAACGUUGGUGUGGGUGUGUGAUACCAGUGAGACAGGAAAUCUAUCCAGGAAGUCCAGUUUGAUUAAUUACAGAUCCAUGAGUUUGAAGAUUUAGCAUCAAAACACUGUACAGAUGUUUAUAAUACACUCACACAGGAUUUUACAACUAUUUUAUCUUCUGUCGUCUCAAUCACAAGGUCAAUUGUAGGAAUACAGUGUUGACAUUACAAAGUAAUCCACCAUGAAUCUGCACUCGCAUGAUUGGUCACCACAGCGUGUUGUUAAUGACAACAUGUUAAGUUGCAGCAAAGCCUAGUUCUGAUCUGAGAACAGAUCAGUUUGAGAUUUUAUAUUUGUUAUUGCUGCUAUAAUAAACUUUUGAGUCUUUAUUUAAA
This is a messenger RNA of Micropterus dolomieu (smallmouth bass), 2517 nucleotides long. RefSeq names its product cytosolic thiouridylase subunit 2 homolog (S. pombe) (gene ctu2). Bases 365 to 1900 code for a protein of 511 amino acids. Gene Ontology annotation, biological process: tRNA wobble position uridine thiolation. The transcript has 16 exons. Gene Ontology annotation, cellular component: cytosol. Gene Ontology annotation, molecular function: sulfurtransferase activity; tRNA binding. The record is from RefSeq and is a predicted model, not a curated record. Lineage: Eukaryota; Metazoa; Chordata; Actinopteri; Centrarchiformes; Centrarchidae.